Lodderomyces oxycetoniae is the source of this 3153-nucleotide messenger RNA. RefSeq lists its product as uncharacterized. Lineage: Eukaryota; Fungi; Ascomycota; Pichiomycetes; Serinales; Debaryomycetaceae. The record is from RefSeq and is a predicted model, not a curated record. The transcript has a single exon. Gene Ontology annotation, molecular function: metal ion binding. Bases 1 to 3153 code for a protein of 1050 amino acids.
AUGACUAGGUUAAGUUCCUCUUUUGUUAAGCAGAUUUCGUUUGAGGUUGAAUAUGCACCGACUUAUAUUACAAAAUGGAAAUCUCAAAGAACAGGUUUGCAAUUAGUCUAUAUAAACCAACCAUCUCCUAUGGUAAACGGUUAUUUCGCGGUAGCCACGGAAAUUGAGAACAACUCUGGGUGUCCGCAUACUUUAGAGCAUUUGGUGUUUAUGGGCUCCAAAAAAUUCCCGUUCAAAGGAUUAUUGGAUGGUCUUGGAAAUAGGCUUUACUCACAAACAAAUGCAUGGACGGGAGUUGAUCAAACAGUGUAUACUUUGACUACAGCUGGGUGGGAUGGAUUUAAAACAUUGUUGCCUAUAUAUUUAGACCAUCUAUUUAACCCUACUUUGACAAAUGAGGCAUGUCUAACUGAAGUCUACCAUAUUGAUGGGAAGGGCAAAGAAAAAGGAGUUGUGUUUAGUGAGAUGCAGGGAAUUGAAAGCCAAUCGUGGUUCAUUUUGUUUAAAAGUAUGCAGGAGGCGUUGUACGCUCCAAAUUCAGGGUACUCUUCAGAAACAGGCGGAUUGAUGUCAGAACUCCGCCAUUUGACAAAUAAACAGAUUCGACAGUUUCAUAAACUGAUGUACAGACCAGACAAUUUAUGUGUAGUGAUAACCGGGUCUAUUGAUCAAGAUGAGCUAUUGGAAAUCAUGUUGGAAUUUGAUAAUGAAAUUCCUUUGCUACCUAAAGUUCCCAACAAAAGACCAUUUGUUGACUCUAAACAUGAUGAACCAUUACUGGAGAGUAUUAGCAAAGUUGUUGAAUUUCCAGAUAAUAACGAGUCAACUGGCGAAUUGCUCAUGUCAUGGAUUGGUCCAAAGGGGGAUGACGUCUUGGUGAACACAGCUGUGGAUAUGGUGGGAGCUUAUUUCACCGAUAGCCCUAUUUCAUUAUUCAACAAGCAUCUUGUUGAAGUAGAAAAUCCAUACGCAACGGAGAUAGAUUAUACUACAGAUGAUUAUUACAGAACAGCACUAAACUUUACUUGUAAUGGAGUGCCAACAGACAAAUUGCAAGAAUUGGAAUUGAAAAUGAAGGAAUUAUUGAAAUCGCAAAUUGUGCCAGAAAACGUUAAUGUGCUUUACAUGAGACAAAUAAUCAACCAACAAAGACUUAAAUUUAUUUCUCAAACUGAAAAGAGUCCCGGUAUCUUUUCAACUAUUGCUAUUCUGGAUUUUAUUUAUGGUAAGCCAGAUGGGUCUGAGUUACAAAAAUGGUCACAAAACUUGGAUGAGUUUUCCACGCUAUUGACCUGGACAAAUCAGCAAUGGAGCGAUUUAAUCAAUGAGUAUUUUGUAGAGAACCAUUCAGUUACUAUUUUGGGUAGACCGUCUGCUAAAUUGAACGCAUUGCACAAGAAAGACAAUAAAUUGAUGAACAAACAGAUUAAAGAGAAAUAUGGUGAGCAUGGAUUAAAAUUGUUUGCUGAGAGUCUAGACACGGCACAAAGGCUUAACGACGAGCCUAUACCCGAGGAGUUGAUAACCAAGAUCAAAAAACCAGAUCCAUCAAAGAUUGCCUUUAUCAAAACCAAAUCUUAUAAAGCAGGGCUUACUAAAGGUGUUGUGGAUUUAAGUACUAAUCAAUAUAUUGAAUCAGAUGCUUUCAAUCAAAUACUAUACAACGAUACACCUAUAGACUUCCCGAUGUUUAUCCACUUUGAGAGCUUCAAAUCCGAAUUUGUUACGAUCCAACUUGUCAUGUCCUCAGCAAGACUCAGACCUGAACUACUAAAAUACAUGUCGAUUAUUGAAGAGAUUUUUUCCAUGUCAAUUGAGUUACCAAACGGCAAAUACUUCCCUUACGAAAUGGUUGUAGCCGAUCUUAAUCGAGACUUGAUUGAAUUCGAAUUAGAUAAUGGUUACGAUGAUCAGUUCUUGGAGUUGAUUAACAUGAGUGUUAAAUUUGAAACUCGCAACUAUGAAAAAGCUAUUGAAUGGCUUUACAAAAUCAGUCAUUUUGUCAAGUUUGAGGAACCUAGGAUAAGAGUUAUUAUAGAAAAGAUAAUAAACUCUAUACCUGACAAAAAGAGGAAUGGUGAAUCGAUGAUGUAUUCUUCGCAGUAUCGUAACUUGUUUACUGAUAGGUCUUUAAGAAAAGCACAGGACUCAAUAAACACUGAACAAUUUUUUAAAGACUUGUUGACAGAAAUAAACGAAGGUGGCUUUGACAAGAUUGCAAGUGACUUGGAAGAAAUUAAAAACACCUUGUUUCAAUUGGACAAUAUCAAAGUUUUAGUUUUAGGUAAUACCAAAGAUUUGGAGAAUCCAGUUAGUAGUUGGAAAAAGUUUGUUUCUCAUUACGAUCCUGAUUCUUUCCAGGUUGAAGCUUUUAGUCAACUUCCUAGAUCAUUCCAAUUUAGAUCCAGUUUGGGGUCCCAGUGUGGUUAUGAAGCAUUUCUUAUAAACAUACCGGCAACAGAAUCCACUCAUUUAGUAACCAGCACAAAAAUUCCAACAGAUUAUCUUGAUGAUGAUAUUGCUCGAAUUUCAUUAGCAAUUGAAUUUCUUUGUGCUGUAGAAGGGCCAUUUUGGAGAGCAAUUAGAGGAACAGGGCUAGCUUAUGGAGCCAAUAUCAAGAAAAAUAUUGAAACCGGAUAUUUGAGUUUUUCAAUUUAUAGAGGGUCAGAUCCAAAGCAAGCUUGGCUCAGAGCAAAAGAACUUGUUUAUCAAUACUCUUCUGGAGAGUUGGAGGUUGAUGCUUUAUCAUUAGAAAGUGCAGUAUCCUCCAUCGUUAAUGAAAUUGCAAAUAGUCAAGAAUCAAACUAUGAAGCUGCAAGCUUCAAAAUUGGUGAUAAUGUGUUCAAAAGACGUGGCCCACAGUACGUUGAGCUGUACUUUAAGAAACUAAACGGAUUGAAUGCUGAGGAUGUUGUUUAUGUAUUGAAGAAAUACUUUGUCAACUUGUUUGAUGCAGCUCAUUCUGCUGUCUUUACUAGCUUACCAUCCGAUAAAAUUGAAGAGAUGGGUGAGUUUUUGCAUAAACAAGGGUACAAUAUCAGCGUGGAGAACAUUGAAGGAACUGAAGAAGAUGAAAGUGAUUGUGAGAGCUAUGAAGAUAGGACUGCUACCGAAACAGAAAGUGGAAGUGAAGAUGAACUUCAAAGUCCCUAA